GGAUUUUAAGCUACUUGACUUCCCUCAUCACUAGUUCAACACUUCAAGGUCUUCAACUCCACUUCUCACUAUCAUUUCCUCUUUUCGUCUUUCGCUCGUUUGUGGCGCUGCUAAGUGCUAAUCAUGGCUUUCAUCAUUCGAAGAAGUUUUUCUGAUGUACCUUCAAUGGCAGCUUCUGCAAUAACGGGUAACAAGCUUUCAUCUUUAUUUCAUGUAGAUCCUUCCGAACUUUCGCCCAGAAAAACUACACUAAAAUCAAUUUCCCAAUCUAAUGAAGAUACCCAAUUGCUUCAAUGGUUAAGUACUACUUGCAAAUCAGGCAAUAUCACUAUAGAAGAAGCAAAAUUUUUCUUUGAUCAUAUGAUUCAUUUACACCCCACCCCACCAAUUUCGUCUUUCAAUUGUUUGUUGGGUGCUAUGGUUAAAAUUAAGCAAUUUCAUCCUGUUAUAUGCUAUUAUAAAAGAUUGAAUUUAAGUGGGUUGAUUCCCAAUUUUAUAUCCUUGAAUACUGUGUUGAAUUGUUAUUGUAGUAUGAAAUGCACUAGUGCUGGGUUUUCGGUUCUAGGGUUGAUUUUAAAGAAGGGUUUUAAGGCAAAUGUGAUGACAUUAAACUUUUUGGUUAGAGGGUUGUGUUUAGAGGACAAAAUUGGUGAAGCUGCAGGCUUGUUUAGGAAAAUGGUGCAUUUGGGUUGUAAGCCAAAUGUGGCUACUUGUGGGAUCUUGAUCAAUGGGUUGUGUAGGACGGGGAACGCCAAAGCCGCGUUGCGGUUGCAUCGAGAAAUGGGGAAUGGGAAACUUGGUUUUGGUUUUAAACCUAGUUUAGUGUCUUAUACUGCUCUUAUUGAUGGUCUUUGUAAAGCAGGAUUUGUCCAUAAGGCGAAAACAUUGUUCAUGGAAAUGAAAUCCGAGGGUAUUUCUCCCGAUGUUGUGGCUUAUAGUUCUUUGAUUGAUGGGUUUUGUCAUUUUGGGACAUGGAUAGAGGCGAUAGGACUUUUAAAUGAAAUGUUGGACCAACACAUCCAGCCUAGUGUGGUGACAUUCAAUAUGCUCAUUAGUGUGCUUUGCAAAGGAGGCAAAGCCAAAGAAGCGAAAGGACUGUUGGAGUUAAUGAAGCGGAUAGGUGUGCUUCCUGAUGUGUUUACACAUAAUACACUUAUAGAUGGCCUCUGUUUAGUUGGUAAUGUUGAUGAUGCAAAAGCAGUGUUUGAGUUAUUAGCAAGUAGUAGUGACGGUUGUGAUGUAAUUAGCUAUAAUACUUUGAUGAAUGGAUAUUUUAGAAACCGGAAUGCAGAUGAAGCUAUGAGGCUAUAUGCAGAUAUGAUUAGUGAAGGAAUUAAGCCAACAAUUGUAACAAUGAAUACCUUGCUAACUGGUCUUCUUAAGGGUGCAAGAGUUGAGGAUGCUGGAAAAAUAUUUGGUGAGAUAAGAGAUCUUGGCCUCACACCUAAUUCAAUUACCUAUAACAUAUAUUUGGAUGGGCUUCGCAAAAACGAUUGCCUUCAAGAGGCAUUGGAACUUUUUAAUACUUUAGAAGCUCGUGGGUUUAAGCUGGGAGUCAAGACCUAUAACUGCCUCAUUGAUGGGCUUUGUAAAGAGAAAAACUUUGAAGCUGCCAAAGAGCUGUUCUCUAGAUUACCUUCUGUUGGUUUGCAACCGACAACUGUAACCUAUGGAGCCAUGAUCCAUGGGUUAUGCAUGGAAAGCAAAUUAGAAGAGGCUUACAGUUAUUUUGGAGAAAUGGAAGAGAAAGGAUGUGCCCCUAAUGAUUUUAUAUUCAAUACCCUUAUGCAUGGGUUUUGUAAGAAAAAUGAGAGCAAUAUGGUAGUGGAGCUUCUUCAAGAAAUGAAGAAAAGAAAACUUUCACCAGAUUUAUUCACUGCUUCUAUUGUGGUAAAUUUACUUUCUAAGAGCGAAGAUCAUAAGAAAUUGCUCAAUAUGCUACCAACCUUUCCAAUGCAAGCUAUAGCUAAAGCAUCAGCAAAAAAGUCCUGAUGAUCUGACUAGGCUACAAAAUUCUGUCUCUUCUUACUUCCCUGAAAGUGAGAUUUAUCUGAUUAUAGAGGAGCUGCUCUCCGUGGCAGAUUUGAGCCUAUAUUUAACAGAUUGACAUGGCCCACCACCUCACAUACCUAGGAAGCUGAGUCUUAUUCCUGUAGUCUCAGUGACUUCAAUUUUAAUAUGUACACACAGGCAGUCAUUUUCUCAGACAAUUUGAGCACAUCUGGUUGGGUCAUAGGCUGGUUCUUGGUAGCACCUGUCACCUUCGUAGUAUGCCAAUUUAUGGGCUUCAUGGUUUCAAGAUGAUACUAAGAUUCCAGGACGAGCAGCACCACUGACAAGGUUGAGGAUGCCCCUUACUCUUACCUCCGUCAAUUGUAGGCUAAAAUAACCUCAUUUGGAAGCAUUUUAGCUCUCUGGAAAGCCAUUGGACCUAUGUAGCAGUGAAAAAAAUGGAAGCAAAGUGAUCGAGAACAAUUGGAGGCUGCCUAUUUUCUGAUCUGAGUUGGCAUUACAUGAUAUCAGGCUGUGAUGUAGAUUAUCGCUUGUUUUCUGUAGAGACUUGCCCUUGGAUUCAUCAUUCAUGCUAUGAGAACAACUGCGUGAUCAAACUUGUAAGUCUACUGGUACUGAGCAUAAAUCAAUCUACUUCAAAUUUUCAUUUGUGAGUUAUGACAGAUAUUUAUCAUCUUAGUAGAUUAUCGGCACAAUCAAACUCAUUCAGACAUUCCCAAAUCCCUAUGCAUGUAUUGCUCAGAUCAUGUAUGUUCAUUUUAAUUUUCUUUUUCUUGCAGUUAUAUCUGCUAUAUGAGUUGCAUGGUCAGCCUUUUAACGCGAUAUAAACUGGUUGUUUUUGCUGCAGCUGUGGCAGUGAGUCUUAAGAGAGGAAUGCGAGUGUGAUGAUCAAAGUAGCAUAGCAACUUCUAUUGAAGAAAUCGAUAGAGAAGACCAUUUCCUCUUGGCUGCAUAUGGGACAAAGGAGCAAAUUCCCUGAUGUCUUUUGGGUGAAGUUUUACAUGCAAAUGCAUACCGAAGAUUUGUGGUUGUGUGAGGAGGGAGGUUUGCAGUUUGGCAUAUUUGGAAAAAAAAUUCUGGGUUGAGAAAGGCAGUUUUCCCAGCGAGUGACCUUGUAUCGUAGGUAUGCCUGGUAAUUUGUUUCGGAAAUGGUGACAUAUAUGGAAGAUUCAGUGUGCUCAGGUUAAGGGUAAAUUUUCCGUAAUCAAAUUUAUACUGUGAAUCUGUAAUAGAUUUCUUUUUCAGUACAACUGUCUGUGUAUUAUGUUAACUUCUGCUUGACACUGGUGCAGAAGUAUCAUUGUAACAAUGAUAUAAAAUUCUAUAACAUUCUCAAUCUAUAACUUCCCAAAUUGUGUAUUGAAAUUCUUCUUGUAUGCCUAUAUUAUGCUGUUGCCUGGAAAUUAUUUUGACAUAUCAUUUCAGUGGUAUUGAUAACGAAUAUUUGAUUGUUCUAUACUGUUAUAACUAAAAUUACAACCACACCACAGCACAGCGCUAGGAGCUGCAAAAUGUUUUACCUGAAACUCACAACAAUCCAGAUUGACUGCUGGUGCCUUGGGGGGUAAGAGCAGAACUAGCAACCUUUAAAGGAUAACACAAAACAAAUCCGACUUGAGGUUCAUUACUGAGAGAAAUUCAAAGUGGACAUGAUAUGAACAUAAAUCAACCCCUUCUGACUGAAUCUAACCCAUUUGCCAUAUCAUGGCUUUUAUCUCUAUAAUUUUUGAUCUAUUUUGUGAGCAACUUGAAAAAUGACACGAAACCAAACACAAACGCGACCCAUUCAUACAAAUCGUCAACUCUUGAGACCUACACACCUGCAGUCUUAGCAGAAUUCUAAUUCGGACUGAUAUUGUUGUAGUUAGUGUCCAAGACUUAAACUCUGCAAGUUUAUGAGAAGUUACUGACAUUGCAUGCCUGUCAACCUGUCAUAUCUUCCUAUGAUACAUAAUACAUUAUACAUCUAACAUAAAGUUCGUGUACUUGAUUAUUAUUGUGUGAUUUAAAUUUCCUUCACAUUGUGACAAAUAAAUUAAUUGCUAUGUAACGAAAAAAAAAAAAAAAUCAUGUUUUCUGCUCAUUUUAUAGAUGAACUUCCUGAAGAACAUGACCCACUUGGUAUCAUUACUAGUAAAAUUCACAUGCAAUUGACAACUUUCCUUGUAUCAUUCGAGCAAUUUCUGUUUCAAAUGCAUGGAAGUUGCAAAAUGUUUAGUAGAAAAGUUAGAAAAAAACAGCUACUCUAUUUAUUUCAUAUUAUUUGUACAAUAUCUAUAAAUACAUAUUUUAGAAAAAGUAAUGUAAUAGCUAAUUAAUCAAUAAAUUAUGUGUAUAUGAUAAAAAUCAAAGGGCUUGUUUUGAAAUAAAGAAUGUAUUACGAAGUUUUUAUGAUGGGUAUGAUAUAUCAAUUCAAUUUGUCAACUCUUAAAUGCUUUAAUUUUACCUAACAUACAGUACUCUGUUUAAUAUGUGUGCAUAACCUUAUAAUAUAUGUACCUUGGUUCAAAAUGCCUACCGUUUUAUUAUUGAUCCUUCUUUGAGUAAUGAAACAAAAACUUGUGUCUUCAAAUUAAAAACUGAAAAAAAUACUUCAAAUGAUUUGCUUUCUUUUGCAAAAUUAUAUCAAGUCAAUCUCACAGCUGACAAAUUAGAUUAAUAAAAAAAAAAAAAAAA
This is a messenger RNA of Chenopodium quinoa (quinoa), 4689 nucleotides long. RefSeq names its product putative pentatricopeptide repeat-containing protein At1g12700, mitochondrial. Gene Ontology annotation, molecular function: protein binding. The record is from RefSeq and is a predicted model, not a curated record. The coding region runs from base 124 to 1992 and encodes 622 amino acids. The transcript has 3 exons. Lineage: Eukaryota; Viridiplantae; Streptophyta; Magnoliopsida; Caryophyllales; Amaranthaceae.